Messenger RNA from Cutaneotrichosporon cavernicola, 2583 nucleotides. RefSeq lists its product as uncharacterized. Bases 1 to 2583 code for a protein of 860 amino acids. Gene Ontology annotation, biological process: activation of GTPase activity. The transcript is spliced from 11 exons. The record is from RefSeq and is a predicted model, not a curated record. Gene Ontology annotation, molecular function: GTPase activator activity. NCBI's taxonomy places the organism in Eukaryota, Fungi, Basidiomycota, Tremellomycetes, Trichosporonales, Trichosporonaceae.
AUGGCCCGCAUUGACCCCAAGGCCGUCGAAGAAACGACGCGGCGUGUAGGAGCGCUCAAUGUCUCUGGGCGGAGAGAUUCCCCAAGCUCGAGCUCGCGAUCGGCCAGCAGAGGUUCCCUCCUGGCGCAGCCCGCCGCCGCGGGCGGCGAACCUUCCUCCGUCGCCGAGGACCGUAAAGCCCGCCUCAUUUAUGUCAAGAGCCAUGUCGCAAUCCACCCCACCCAGCAUCCACGUGACAACAUCACCGGUCUGCUGGGCCUAGUCGAGGUGGAUCGCGAGGUGCCUCUGGCGCCUGAGUCGGGCACCGCCACUCCCACUUCCGGCAAGGAGAUUCUCAUCGUAUGGGUCCCAGACGAGCUGUUCAAGCGGCUUCCCGACGAGGACAAGCGCAAAUACGAGCGCAUCGAGGGUCGUCCUCAAGGAACUCCAACCGACGAGGAUGGCUUCGUGUUCGUCUCACUUCCGGCUCCGAAGGGGGAGAAGUAUGCGUUCUCCGUCCCCAUCACGAGCGUUUACAGCAUUUUAGUGUAUUCCCCUAGCCGAACGUACUACUGGUACGGCUCUGCCACCUUCAACCUUCUGGGGGGAGUCUCCCUCCCCACUCUCUACUUCCACGAUGACCAGACACCACUUGCCACCAACCAAUCUGGCGACCCGUCAACGUCGCAGUGGGGUUUCCAACCGUUUCUGAAGGUUUUCCACAGGCAUGCGACGCUGCUUCGAUCGCGCCUGAUUACGCCGACCAACAACCGCGGCGGCGAGCUCUGGCUGGUAAACCCCAGUAGGGCUGACCGCGAGGUGCACGAGGCGGGUUACGAGGAGAAGGGCCGUUGGCACGGGGGCGAUAAGACACCCCCAGGUGCUGCAUACCCUCCUGCUGCUGCACCAUAUCCCACCCUUCCUCCAGCCUCCCCAACGACUCCGCGCGAUUCGCUUCUUGUCAGCUUAUCCAACAUCACCAACAUUGCCCGAAGCACUGCCCAGAAUGUGCUCAACCACCCGCUGGCCAAGCCCGUGGUCCCGCACCUUCCUCCCGCAUUCCGCAGUUUGGUGCACGCCCCCGGCGAGUGGCAGAGCAGUGUACCGCCGAGAAGGGGCAGCUCCAGUAGCGCCGAUGUGGCGACUGAGUUCGAGGCUGCUCGUCUGUAUCUCGCGCGCUGGGCGCGUGUGGUGGCGGAGGAAGGUGAGCGGUCGCGUCGCGACGAGCUGGCCGCACGCGCGGCCGGUGGUGAUGCCAGCGCGGAGGACAUUACGUCCCUCGGCGUGUUCUCUGUGCUCCCAGGCAAUCGCAAGAUGCCCAAACCUACGCGUCACCCCGAGCGCCCGAUCACGGCGGAGGAAUGGGACGAUUUCAUCGCCACGGGCAAGGACGAACUGUUUGUCCGCCAGCAGAUCUUCCGCCGCGGGUUCUCGGAUAUGCCCAACGACCAGGGCGCGCGACGCCGUGGGUGGGAAGUGCUCCUUGGUGUCGUGCCGUGGUCGGUGGAGGAGGGCCCGUCGGGCCUCGACCGGCUAUCGCAACGUGCCGAGAGGCGGGACGAGAUCGUGCGCGCCAAGCGGGAGGAGUACGAGCGCCUUCACCAAGGGUGGCGCGAGAAGACGAAGAGCGGCGAGGCAGAAGACAACUGGAAAGAGGAGUGGCACCGCAUUGACGUCGACUGCCGCCGGACUGACCGGACCCAGCCGCUAUAUGCGGUUAUGCCCGACAUUGUUGCCGAUGGCAACGAAGAGAAGGAGGGUGGAGGUGCUGGCGCGGACAUCUGGUCCCGGGACGACAAGGAGGAGGAGGGUGGUUAUGCGCCUUUGAACCCCCAUGUCGCCGAGCUCCGCGAGAUCCUCAUGACGUACCACGUUCAUGCACCUGACCUGGGUUACGUGCAAGGCAUGUCAGACCUCCUCAGCCCCAUCUACAGCGUGUUCGAGGCCUCGGCUCCGGAGGCGUUCUACGGGCUGGUCGGGGUCAUGAAGCAGAUGGAAUCCAACUUCCUGCGCGACCAGAGCGGCAUGCGGCGUCAGCUGAGCACUCUGCAGCAGCUCAUUGCGUUAAUGGACCCCGAGUUGCACGCACACCUCGAGCGCACGGGCUCGCUCAACCUCUUCUUCUGCUUCCGCUGGAUUCUCAUCGCGUUCAAGCGCGAGUUCCAGUUCGAGACGGUAAUUCGACUGUGGGAGGUGCUGUGGACCAACUACUACUCGGAUAACUUUGUGUUAUUCGUUGCCCUUGCGGUGCUGCAGAGCCACCGGGACGUGAUUAUCCGCUACCUGAGCGAGUUUGACGAGGUGCUCAAGUACGCGAACGACCUAACUGGGACGAUCGACCUCGACACGACACUCGCCCAGGCCGAGGUGCUAUUCCUGUCCUUCCGCGACAUCAUGGAAGAGAUCGACAAGGAGGGCAGGUCCGACAAUGAGCUGCGCCAGCGCCGCGGCUCGCCCCCCGCCAACGCGUCGUCAUCAGCGUCCUCGACUGCAGUGGAGCGGCGUCCGUCAGCGCGCACCGUCAGCCCGGAGUUAUACUCUCUGUUCUAUGAGCACAACACGUUCCGAAGGGUAAACGUAGAGCCCAUGGUGUUGUACAUGUAG